Messenger RNA from Perkinsus marinus ATCC 50983, 1035 nucleotides. RefSeq names its product caax prenyl protease ste24, putative. Bases 1 to 1035 code for a protein of 344 amino acids. Gene Ontology annotation, cellular component: endoplasmic reticulum membrane. Gene Ontology annotation, biological process: CAAX-box protein processing. The record is from RefSeq and is a predicted model, not a curated record. The transcript has 11 exons. Lineage: Eukaryota; Perkinsozoa; Perkinsida; Perkinsidae. Gene Ontology annotation, molecular function: metalloendopeptidase activity.
AUGUCCCUUCUAACAGCAACAGGUUUUUUCCGAAGUGCUUGGUUGUGUACAGUCCUCAUUCAGAACACGAUCGAUGAGUAUCUCGAGUUUAGGCAGUUGAAGAAGAAUGCUGGCACUAAGAUGCCGCAUGAAGUUAAAGGCUUAGUCGAUGAGGAAACUUUCGUGAAAUCGCAAAAAUACAACUACGAUAAACGCCUUUUUGGAAUGCUAGUAUCCUUUCUGGAGAUGCUUUUCGACAUUUGGGUGACACUAAGAGUAACCGGCGCUCUCUUCGUGUGGACUGGUACUGUCGUUUCCCCUGAAAAUGAGUAUAUGCGUACUAUACUCUGGUUUAUAGUUGGAUCUUGGAUGAACAAUGUUAUUGCUAUUCCAAUAGCAGCAUACCGCACUUUUGUUAUCGAGCAACGCCAUGGCUUCAACAGGAUGACCGCUAAACUGUUCAUCACAGAUCUUGUGAAAUCCGAGAUCAUCUCCAUGGUAUUUGUAUUCCUCCUAGUCCCACCUGUCAUCUACCUGAUCCGUUGGGGAGGUGAAUACUUCUAUGUGUACGUUUGGGUCUUUGCCCAAGUUGUCGUUGUGGUGAUGAUGUUCGUCUACCCGGCAAUCAUCCAACCCCUCUUCAACAAAUACGAGCCACUUCACGACAUGCAACUUCGCGAGAAGAUCGAGGCAUUGGCUGCUUCCCAUCACUUCCCACUCACUAAACUCUUCCAGGUAUUAUGGUGGACGUUCGAGUUUCAAGCCGACCGUUUCUCAGUUGAUGAUGGUCGUAGUGGUGACUUGAAAACAGCCCUGACCAAACUGCAGAAGGACAAUCUUGGGGAUAUGGAUCCUGACAGACUAUAUGCAUGGGUGAAGUACACUCAUCCAGCUAUUGUAGAGCGUCUGAGAGGCAUUGAAGAUGCACAAGCUCUGUAUGAGAAAAGAGGAGGCAAGCCCGCAGCUAUAUUCGAGACUUCUAAAGACAAGGAAGAUGGAGUAUUAGUGGAGAAGGAGGACGUGCCUGCUGAUGCUGGUUUGAGGGAGCGCAAGUAG